UUCCCUCUCCUUUACUAGCAUCAUUUUGGUGGGUGGUUAACAAGCCUGUUUCUUUCAGAACACCAUUUAUUUGUUUUUGGUGGGUGAGAAGAAUACGGUUGCUUCUAUCUUCAUCAUCAUUAUAAAACAACUGAUAUCACAGAUGAAGAUCACCAUGAGAAUAUUUUCUGCUUUGGAGAAUUACAAUUAAUGUUCAGGAGCAUGGAAUCAGGCGAAGAAGGCUUCUCAAUCUGGAGCAUAACAGGCCUGAUAGGCGCCCAAAUGGCAGCCAAAGCUGCAAUUGAACUAAACGUCUUCAACAUCAUCAACGAGGCAGGCCCUGAAGCUCAGCUUUCUUCAGCCGAAAUCGUUUCAAAAAUUCCCACAACCAAUCACAAAGCAGCCGCCAUUGCCUUGGACAAGAUCCUAGCAAUGCUAACCACAAAAUCCAUUCUUUCUAGCUCUCUGAGAUUACGUCCAGAUCAUAAGCAAGAAAGGAUUUAUGGGUUAACAAUGGCGUCUCGAACCCUAGUGACUAACGGAGGUGGAGUUUCCAUUGCUCCGCUGGUUCUCUUUGCUUGUGAAAAGGAAUUCGUGGACAGUCUUUACAUGGCCAAGGAGACUGUGCUGGAACCGGGCUGCUCCCCCUUCCGGAAGGCUCAUGGGUCGGAUUUGUUCGAGUAUCUGGCUAAGAAUCCUCGGUUGAGUAGAAUGUUUAACGAGGAGAUGGAGUGUUUUUCAAAGAUAUUGCUCCACAAGGUGUUAAAGGUGUAUUCUGGGUUCCAAGACGUGAAGGAAUUGAUGGAUGUUGGCGGCGGCAAUGGAGCUACACUAGAGAAGAUAGUCUCCAUCUAUCCGCAUGUUAAGGGCAUCAACUUUGAUUUGCCCCAUGUUGUUGCUGAUGCUGCUAUCAGCUGCCCUGGUGUGGAGCAUAUUGCCGGAGAUAUGUUCGACUCUUUGCCAAAUGCACAAACAAUUUUGUUGAAGUCGAUAUUACAUGAUUGGGACGAUGAUCGCUGCAUUAUGUUGCUGAGAAAGUGCUGGCAGGCGUUGCCGGAGGAUGGGAAGGUGAUAGCUCUCGAGUUCGGAGCUCCCUGCGGCAAUGUCGUGGAAUCAGAGCUUGCCGUGGCAACCGAUUUCUUCAUGAUGGUGCUGAACGUUGGCGGCAAGGAAAGAACCGUGGCUGAAUUGGAAGAUCUUGCCAAAGCAGCAGGCUUUGGAGAAACACUAGCGUUCUGCAUUGACAAGGAGAUUCAACUUAUGGAAUUCAUCAAGAAAAACUAAUCAAUGUCGGGGCGACAUAAUCUUCAACCUUCUUAAUUUAUCUGUAUAAUUGCCGUG
Molecule: messenger RNA, 1320 nt
Organism: Diospyros lotus (date-plum)
Lineage: Eukaryota; Viridiplantae; Streptophyta; Magnoliopsida; Ericales; Ebenaceae
Product: (S)-scoulerine 9-O-methyltransferase-like
Exons: 3
Coding region: 190-1263 (357 amino acids)
Biological process (GO): methylation
Molecular function (GO): protein dimerization activity; S-adenosylmethionine-dependent methyltransferase activity; O-methyltransferase activity
Source: RefSeq, a predicted model, not a curated record